UCUCUGGAGAGUGGACCUUGUUCCCACCCUGGGCGGUGCCACUCCAUCUCCCGGUCCUCGCUCACUGGCUGCUCCCUCCAGCUGCGAACGCUGUGAGUGUGUGAAGGCCAGCCUCAGGAUUUGAGCCAUGACUGAGAGGUACCACAAAGCGGCCAGGGAUGGCUACCUCGGUCCCCUGAAGGAGGCCACAAAGAGGGAUCUGAACAGUCCCGAUGAGGACGGAAUGACCCCGACGCUUUGGGCGGCAUAUCACGGCCAUUUGGAGGCUCUGCAGCUCAUCUGCAGCAGAGGUGGCGAUCCUGAUAUCUGUGAUAUCUGGGGCAAUACACCUCUGCACCACGCUUCAACCAAUGGCCACCUUCACAUUGUCACUUUCUUGGUUAACUUUGGUGCAAAUAUUUGGGCUUUGGACAAUGAUUUCCAUUCUGCCAUGGAUGCUGCUGCCAGUAAGGAUCGAAUGGAAUGUGUCCGCUUCCUGGACACAGCUGCCACCAAGCACAUCACCAUGAAUCCGAAACAGGUGGCCAGGCUAAAAGAAAAGGCAGUAAAGGACAGUGAGAAACAAAUCAAACUGUGUGAAAAACGCAAGAAAAAGCACCAAAAUCGGAUGAACAAGAAGUAUAGCCGGGAGAUGGAAGCCCAAAGUGAAGGUGCUGCUUCUUCAGUACAGCAAGGAACUAUAUCCAGUGUCAGCAACCUCUCUACAGUAAGUGAACCACAACACAAAGGUACCAUUUCUUCCAUUAUCAAAGGAUCUCUGCAGAAGAGACUUAAGAAGAAGGAUAACAGCAAAAGCUUCACUCAGCAGCAACUAGAAAAGGAUGUCAUUUUUGUAAAGCAAGAACGAGACAUUGGGAUUCGGGCCAAUGUACUGGAUGUGUUUAAUGAAGGAGAUGAAGAGAAUGCAGCUUCUUCUGAUUUGAAAUCCUCUGACUAUGAUAACAACUUCGGUCAUGAGUCUCUCUUCAAUCGACCAGGAUUGGGAAAUAUGCUCUUCAGGCGGAAUUUUGUUCUGGGUUUAAACGUGGAAGAGGAAAUGUUCAGCAGUAAUGAAGUAGAAGACAUUGGUUCCAAAUUGCGCAGCAUAGUGUUGAAGCCCAAGGAAAUGUCUCCAGAUCUUGAAGCUUUCAGUGAAGAAGAGGAAGAUGAUUUGCCCUGGAACGAAGAUGAUAUCGGUCUGGAUGAUGAUGAGCCUGAGACGACACCACUUGAAACCUUCUUGGCCUGUCAGAAUAUGACAGAGUUCAUCCCUUUCCUGGCAAGAGAGCAGAUUGACCUGGACUCCCUCAUGCUGUGCACUGAUGGCGAUCUGAAAAGUAUCAGUCUGCCGCUCGGACCACGGAAAAAGAUUAUUUCUGCUGUAGAAAGAAGAAAGUUAGUUUUGGAAACACCAAACAAACUAGUGGAUACUGUAUUGUAAGCAAGCUUGCACACCAUUGAGAAGAGCUGGAGUCCGAGCAAUCUCCAGUGUUAAAUCCAGGACCAUCAUCGUUCCCUGGUGGCAGAGAUGGCCGGUGUGAUAUGAAACAGGAACUAUACUGAAGCAUCCAUUACCCAUUUUAUUGGGGGAAGUUAAAUAGAAGUUAGUGGAUCAUUAAAAGUACUCAAAUCUCUGCGUUGCAUGUUUAGGUUUAGCAAAAGGGAGUGGAGAUUUGUGUAUUUUUAAAAAAUUGAGUUUUGGUGUCUGGCACAUGAUUAUGUUCUGGAAUAUAGAUCUUUAACUGUUAUUGGAACCUAUCUGUCCUUUAAAAUGCUCUUCAGUCACUUGGAUAUGUAACAUUACGCUAUAAAAUUGAACUGUUUCACAUUAAUCAUUUCAAAGUGAGAACUUGUGGAAUGGUAAUUUGAAGAGUGCAUUACAGACUCCUCUACAAUAAAUAAAUAAAUAUGAUAAUUAUCCAUGAAUCCCAUUAGAAAUCAGGAUAAAAUACGUUCAAUCAGAGACUGGUGAGAAUUUGGCACUUUCUCCACCAUGGAGUGUUUUGAGGUGAAUAGAAUAGAUGCAUUUAAGGGGAACCUGGGUAAAUGAGAGAGAAAGGUAUAGAAGAUAGGGCUGAAAUAAGUGGAACAGAAGGAGGCUUGUGUGGUCCAUGCAUACCAGCUAAGACCAGCUGGGUGGAAUGGCCAGUUCUGAAUAUCCUUAGACCCUAUGUAAUCUAACCAUUUUUUUGGAUAUAUUUUAUUUUGUUUAUAAAGUCAUAGAGUCAUACAGAAUAGAAACAGACCCUUUGGACCAACUGAUCCAUGCCAACCAGAUGUCCCAUUUGCCAGCAUUUGGCCCAUAUCCCUCUAAACACUUUCUAAUCAUAUAUCCAUCCAGAUGCCUUUUAAAUGUUGUAAUUGUACCAGCCUCCAUCACUUCCUCUGGCAGCUUUUUCACUCUUUGCAUGAAAAAGCUGCCCCUUAGGUCCCUUUUAGAUCUUUCCCCUCUCAUCUAAACCUUCUAGUUUUGGACUCCCCCAGCCUAGGAAAAGGACCUUGACUACUCACCAUGUCCAUGCUUCUCAUGAUUUUAUAAACCUGUAUAAAGUCAACCUUUGUCCUCUGAUGCUCCAAAGAAGAAGCCCCAGUGUAUUCAGCCUCUCCCUAAAAUCAAACACUCGUUCUGGCAACAUCCUUGUAUAUCUUUUCUGCACCUUCUCUAGUUGAACAACAUUCUUCCUAUAGAAGGGCGACCAGAAUUGUACGCAGUAUUCUAAAUGUGGUCUCACCUGUGUCCUGUACAUCUGUAACAUGACGUCCCAACUCCUGUACUCACUGUUCUGAUCAAUGAAGGCAAGCCUCCUAGGUGCCUUCUUUACUACCCCAUCAACCUGCGACUCCACUUUCACAAAAAAAAACUAUAUCCUUACAUCCCUAGGCCUCUCUGUUUGGCAACGCUCCCCAGGGCCCUACCAUUAACUCUGUAACUCCUGCCCUGGUUUACCUUAACAAUUUGCAAAAUGUCAUUCAGUUAUUCUGUCACAAGAUGGAGAAUUUGACCUGGUUUCUAACUAUAAUAUAUUGGGCACUAACCAAUUCUGAUCUGUGUGAUAAGUGCCCUUAUGGCCUCAGCCACUCUAAGGAAAGGAGAGGGGAUUCUUAUGUGAGAUACAGGAUGUAUAAACUGAGCUGACUUUCACACAGGCGACAGUAUACCAACCUGUCUGCACUCCUCGCUCCAGUCCUCCGUUAUAAUAAAUGGUUUUCUGCAUUGUGUAGCAUUUGUGCCUAAACAAAGGAAGAUUGAAUUAUCUAAAUGGAUGCAGUCAAAGUGGAUGAACCAAACAGUCUCAUUAUGGCCAGUAAUAAAUAAAGCAGCAAAAACAGAAACCUAGCUAAUCCACAGUUAAGUGGAAUCUCAAGAGUUGGAAACAUCUCUUCAAGCUUGAGACAACUUCCACAGAUGUUACAUUUGCAAAACUGUCACUCAGAGGACAAUCUAGCUUCCAAUUUUGGAAAAUGUUCCCAAAUUGAUCCCACAACUAAUUUGAGAGGGACGUGUGAAAAGCUGAAUAUGUAUCUUGCCAAUUUUAUCCAUAACCAAGCUCCCAUCUACAAACCCAUGUUCCCCACUGAAGUAAACUGCCAUCCCACCUCUUCACAGCCUCAUCCAAGUGCUGUCAGAUUCUGUUUAUGGAUCAUGAUUCAAUUGUGUGCAAAGAUCAUGUGAAAAUAAAUUGUCAUUUCCCACAAAAAUGGACUAUACUAUUAAAAAAAGUGACAAGGCUUUUUAUUUCUAGUUAUGUACUGUAAACUGGUAAUGUCAUUAAUAAUUCAGCCUCCAUACUUUGUAAGGACAUAGUGUAUCAAUUUGACUAAUAUUUUUGCAACCAUCACUCCUUUGCUUUUCAACAAUUUAAUACAAGGUUUUUCUGUAAAACACAAUUGUAAUUAGAGAUUACUUUUUAAAGCAGAUGUGUGCAUGGCUUUGGGGAAAGAAAGAGGCUCUUUCAGUGUUGUGGCACAAACACAAUGGGCAUUUUGUAUCAUUUCAUAACAUUAUGAAAUCAAGCAUGUAACAAACACUGGUAACAGCUGGACUGAAAUUUGACAACUGACUGUAUUUGUACAAGUUGAGAGUUUUUUUUAACUUGUUAACACUAGAUUUGUGUUUUCACAGGCUAAAGUAAAUACGUCUUUAAUUUGUUUGAAUAGUCUCAUUAUUCUGAUUCAACAUCAUCCGAUUUAGUGGAACAAUAUUUUGUAAAAUGAAAAUUGUACUUCGUAAAAUGUUAGGAUUUCUGUUUGUUUUUAACUUCCCAACAAUCAUAAACCAGUUUGGCGGUGACUGUGUCUUCAAUGGCCAUACCUGGAAGAAAUUACACCAAAAGAAAACAGCUUUAGCAGUCAAAGUUUCAUUUAAACAAUAAGUGUGACAGGCUGAAUGAAGAUUUUGUACAAUGGAAUAUCCAUUCCUGUGCUCAUUAAGGUCAUACCAAAAGUAUGGCAGAUGUGCUGGAUCUCUCUGUAAUUUAAAAGAGGAUUUUGCAGCCGUUUGCCCUUUCCCACUGACUGACACAUAGCAGCAAAAGUCUUGUGUUCACUCCCACAGGCUGUGCUGACUCCACCGGGCACACAGGAUUGAAAACAGGCCAGCCAUAUCAUCACCAAUUGCCAGCAACUCCUGCUAGAAAUGUGAGAGAGGCUGGGUGGGGACAGUCAGACUUAGUGGUGAUGCUAAGUUGUAAUGACAGAUUCUUCACUCAGAAGGAAGUUAAAAGGUAUUGGAGACAUGCAGGAAUGUGGAAUUCAGGCCAUAAUCAGAUCAGCUGUGACCCUAUUAAAUGGCAAAACAGGCAUGAGGGGAUGAUUGACUGAAACCUGCUUCUAAUUCCUGUGUUUGUAUGCUGCAGCAUUUCAACGACUUGCUGAUACUCACUGACACAAAAAAAUCAUAAAUUGGAAGGCAAAUUAAUGCUGUGAAAUGGUGCUGCAAAAAAGCAGUCAGAAUGGAAACAAAACAGCCCUUCAGGGUCUAGGCCCAAAACGUCAGCUUUUGUGCUCCUAAGAUGCUGCUUGGCCUGCUGUGUUCAUCCAGCUUCACACUGGAGUUUUACUGCACUGUCUGGUUCAAUGUAAGGUGUGAUGCAAAAUUUCAGCAUUUGACCCACAAGAGAUAGGGGUAAAACAGACUUUCAGAGCUGGAUUGACCAGCAGAAUGUGAGGCAAUUUGUUGAGUUAUUUAUUCUUUAACAACAAAUGUAAGAAUUAAACCAAUCCUACAACUGAAUAAAAUACGUUUCUUUUUGACUCAA
Messenger RNA from Stegostoma tigrinum, 5237 nucleotides. It is a transcript of the gene anks4b, whose product is annotated as ankyrin repeat and sterile alpha motif domain containing 4B. Gene Ontology annotation, molecular function: protein binding. The record is from RefSeq and is a predicted model, not a curated record. The transcript is spliced from 3 exons. NCBI's taxonomy places the organism in Eukaryota, Metazoa, Chordata, Chondrichthyes, Orectolobiformes, Stegostomatidae. The coding region runs from base 128 to 1420 and encodes 430 amino acids.